AACGGUGCAACAAAAAAGAUGCUUAAGCAUUGUCGUUGGCAAUCUUGAGAUACAAAGACACCCGAAAGAAGCAAACACAGCAAUUCGGCAGUGUAAAGGGGACAGAAACAACAACAAGAGUGCAGAAGAUCCUUUCUUCUUGUAAGCUUUCAAUGGCAGAAGAAAGCUCUGACAAAACCCUGCGAAAAAUCGCAGACGCAUUCAAAAACCUCGCCAGCAUUGUCACCGAUUCGCAUAACGCAGAGGUCGAGGUUGCUCCCUUCUCCCAUGCCUGCUCUCUUGUCUCUCCCCUCUUCUCUUGCUUGGGUGUCGCGUUCAAGUUCGCUGAGAUGGAUUACGUUGCCAAGGUUCAUGAUCUAGCAGAUGCAUCAAAGUCUAUUAAGACCUUGCAAUCUAUGAUUGAUCUGGAUGUACAAGCUGAUUCUGUUAGGAAAGGCGGGAGCCAUACGCGAAAUCUGCUGAGAGUGAAGCGCGGACUUGACAUGGUCAGAGUACUCUUUGAGCAAAUUCUAAUCAAGGAGGGAAAUUCCCUUAGGGAUCCAGCUUCCAAGGCUUAUGAACAGGUAUUUGCUCCUUACCAUGGUUGGGCAAUCCGGAAGGCUGUUUCCGCUGGAAUGUAUGUCCUUCCUACGAAGGAACAGCUUUUGAAUAAACUCAAUGAGGAUGAGGCGUCAGCAAAAGUCCAAAUGCAAAUUUAUGUCACGGCAUCCCAAUCUCUAAUCCAAUACAUUGACAAACUCUUUGUUUCUAGAGACUUGGGAAUAGAUUGGUGAACCUUGGAUUGAAUUCAG
This is a messenger RNA of Abrus precatorius (Indian licorice), 791 nucleotides long. Its product is annotated as accelerated cell death 11. The record is from RefSeq and is a predicted model, not a curated record. Gene Ontology annotation, cellular component: cytosol; membrane; cytoplasm. NCBI's taxonomy places the organism in Eukaryota, Viridiplantae, Streptophyta, Magnoliopsida, Fabales, Fabaceae. The coding region runs from base 153 to 773 and encodes 206 amino acids. Gene Ontology annotation, biological process: ceramide transport; intermembrane lipid transfer. Gene Ontology annotation, molecular function: ceramide 1-phosphate binding; ceramide 1-phosphate transfer activity. The transcript has 4 exons.